AUGAAGCGUACAGUUGUCAAGUUAGUUACACUUCCCCACAUAGAAAGGUGUCCAAGCAAACAGCUGUGUGUCGGGGAUAGUACCCGAGGUUUAGAGGAUUUUGAAGUGAACAGGAUUACACAAUUAAAUUGUUACAGGGAUAUGUACAGUUUUUGAUGUCCAGACAGGAUUUACACUGCUGAGUGCCAGCCGUGCCGACGGGCACUUGUUCCAGACCAUGUGUUUACGGUUGAUGUGACAAAACUUGAUGGAUAAGUGAAUACGCUGCGUUGUACAUUAGUCGUGCAUAGUCAGGUGUGCAUCAUAAUGGGAACCCUACUAAUGCAGACAGAGCUGGGAACCUUGGAGACCGGACUCAAGGAUCUCAAAAAGUCACGGUUGAUGGGUGUCCAGGAGUUCAAGGACAUGUACGGGGCCAUAGAGGAGCAUCAUAGGGACCUAAAACUCGCCCACUUGACUGGGAAAGCUCGUGACCUCCUGGAAAAAGCUGCUAGAGACACUAAGUUUUUCCAUGUCCUGGUCAAAAUGAUGUCAGAAGUGAAACAGUUACGCACAGCAAAACAGAGGGAAUCUCUACAGAAAGUCCAUUCCUGGUUCAUGGCAAAUAGGCAUACCCUAUCAUCCAGACCUCGCUUUGGUAAGUCCUUCCAGAUGAAGGAAGCUGAAGAUUUCAAACAGAAAAUCAUGAAAACUCCACGAAGUGCUCGACAGUCUUCAAAGGACAACAAAGACAAAGCGAAGCAGACUAAAGUCACACGACUGUCAUCCGCUGACGGGAUGCAUCAGUUUUUUAGAACUGAAACCCCUUCUUCUAGGGCAGGAGGGUCCUCUAUGCGGGGUCCUGUCAUACACGACCUCCCGUCUAACAAAGACUACGUCAGUGAAUACCUCUCCGCAAGCUUUUUCAAUGGAAGUACUGAUUUUACUCAACAAUUUGUGACAGACAUGCCCCCAGCGACAAAAGUGGUGGUCAACCAGCUACCUCUGGACGCUAUGGACGACAUUCAUGUCCUAAGUCCCACACUACUGGACAGACCGGAGUCUGAGUUGCAACGUCUGGCGUCCCCACAUGACCUUGACAUUGCCGGUGAUACGCCACGCCGUGAGUUAGAUGAUGCCUCAAACAUCAGUCUCCAUUACAUUGAGAGUCUGAUCAGUGAGAGUCACCGUGGUGUCAAAGACCAGGAUGAAGAGGCUGUGAACAGGGAUGCUGACGACAUGGAGUAUCCGGAGACAAGGCGGAAAUUGUCUCGUGCCCAGACUCCCUCUGCCAGUAUCCGGCCAACCAUCACUGACCGGUCAUCCAAUGUGUCCAAUGCUGCAUUCCUGCCCAAGAAGAUGAUACACCCGAUUGCAAGCCUGGUGAAUCCCCAUGCUCAGCUGGCCGCACAGGAAGCAGAGCAAGCAGAACAAGAAUAUGUUGCUGCCCGGGAAAACAUGGCGUCGUCAAUGAGGGUGCUGUCUGGGAGCAAGUCUCGACAGCAGCAGCAUGUUGAAGGUCAUCAACACAGUAACGGUUUACCGAUAUUUAGGCCGACAACGGGGAGUCCAAAGAUUGAGAACUGGAAAUCCUUCAACAAAGACUGGACAUAUGGGCAGGACAUAUUAAGAAAUAACAUAAGCCCAAGUACUAGGGCUUAUCCUAAAGGUAAGCUGAACUUUGUGGGACGUAGUGGUACUGCCGUGGAUGUUCGUUACGCAGCCCAUGAUCAGGGUGAGGCUCCCGAAGUGGAGACCCAACAAGUACUGGCUUUCUACACCUCACAGAACCAAGACAGCAAGCAGCCUGAAGUAUUAGGUCCCCUGCCAGUGGAGGCCAACCCUGCUAAAACGAUCACCAGUCAGGAAUUGGAGGAGUUUUACCAGUUUACAGAAGGCCAUUACCCGUCAAAGCUACCGAAGUACCGCCCCUACUCCUCUCCCAAUAAGUCCUCUACCAAACCAGAGGUCAAGGACAAAAAGACGGAGCACAAAACACAAAAAGUUCAGCCACUGGGCAGGAAACUUCUUAACAAUAAAGAGAAUAAGGAGAAACAGCCUGAAGAAAAGGAACUAGAGAUUGUUGGUACGGGUCAUUUGGUACGACUAGACCAGGUGGUCACUAUGAUCGAUGAUGUCACAGAGGAUAUGGCACAUUACAAAGAAAAGCUGGCCCCGACCCCUCAGCCCGGGUUCCGUCAGCCAUCCAGUAUGGGCGUUCCCAUGAGGCCAUUGUCCCGCCCAAGUACAGCCACCGGGGUCAGGUCUACCAGCCCUGUCUAUCCCCAGGGGAUGAGGUCUGCCUCCCCGACUUACCAUGUCCACCAUGCCAUGCGGUCAACUAGUCCAGUACAGCGAUCAAAUACCCCAACUCAGCCGGUAACAUCUGCCGAUGUUGUUGUGUCACGACCUUUCUUCCUGACCUCUAACCCCUUCACAAGUCGUGAUAUACUCAUACCUUCCCCUGAUGCACCUGAACAUUUCACCCCCCGAAGGUCUGUGCCUACACCAACUAACACAGUGAUUCAGGCCAUAGACUGGAGGGGCAAAAUAACGCCGGACUCAAUGCGAUACAAAUGGCAGGCCACAAGGUUUGGUGGUCACACUUAUGUGAAGAACUUGGCCAAGUCAAAACGCCCUGUAGGGGCCACUCAUGCAGGCAAGCGGCCCCGUACUGCACCUGUUACAGCACGGGAACGCUGGAAAACAGAAAAGCCCAGUGACAAGAACACAAGGAUUAGGUCACAGGCGGCGACCAACAGUAUGAUGCAGGUCGACCAGGAGGCUGUCGACUCCAUGAUGGUCGUACAACACAUCCUGGGGAGCAGUGAUUCUAGAAUGGGUUCCUACAGCGACUUGUUUCUAGAUGAGGAGUUCCUGAGAUCGUUUAAUCUGAAGCAUUCCUCGAGUGCCACAACAAUGGCUAACACCCCUGUUCCCAUGGAAUACCUCUCAAUAGUGUCUAAUGCUCCACGCUCCGUGAUCGGUAAAAAAAAUCAUAAAAAACGAGGGAAGUAUAGCAGAGCGCAAAGUCGCCAUUCCAGAUUUUCGGAACGACCAGAUAGCCAGUUUCAGGAUUUCCAAUUGUAUGAGGACGAACGUGAAGGGAACACAACAGAAAACUGCACACCUCGAGCGGACCCUGCGGAGAAAGCGGAGGGGGCUGAGAUAGUAGAAGGGGCAGAGCCAUUGGAAGGCGAGGCACCAGUGGCAGGGGAAGAGCAUACAUCAGAGGCAGAACGCAUCAGUCUCCUUCUCCCUGCCAACAGCCAGGAUCCUCAGGCUACGGACGACUCCCUGCGGGUUGUGGAAGAUGUGACAACUCAGACAGAUGACUUAGAGGAGGAACUAAAAAAAGCGUUUGAGGAAUCUGAUGAUCAGGACCUUCGUGUCAACCUCCAACUUGACCGACCUAUUGGUGUGAUUACAGAGGAAAAAAGUGAUGUAGAUAUCUCCAGAGAAGCCACGCCUAUUGGCCCGUCUGUGCCACGCCCAGUAGAGCACCACAGUGAAGACCUACACGAUGGUGAGGUCCACAUAGAGGUUACUUCAAUUCCUCCGGGAGGUCGUGCACCGACACCCCCACAGCGACGUGACACUCCCCUUCAGGAACUCACCAAGUCUGAGGAGUGGCACUUCACUCCUGAUGUGGAGACAGAUCGUGAUUUCACAGAAAGGAGGAAAGUUAAUCCAUUCUACCAGGUCAAGGGGUCAAAUCUCCACUGGUCAAAAUUGACAAUAAAACCUGAAAACUAUUGUUUUGAGUGUAUCCCAGACAGCAUGUCUACUAAGAUUGGUCGUUCUGCCGGCAGGAUGCCCGGGCGAACACAGAGUGCUUCAUCACAAGUGUUACGGAUGGCUCGCAAACAAAAUGAGUAUUUUAAGAAGGCUCCUCCUGUGAGGACCCCACCCUCCAUACCUAGUCCUUAUCAUGUCCAGCGUGUGCUAAAGGAGUCUCCUCGGUAUGGACAGGCCUAUAACUCUGGACUGGAGCACCAUGCUCGGUCUAUACACAGUCCCCGACACUUUAUGGAACAUGUGGGUGACCUUCGUAAGGACAUCCGGUCAGCUCCAGCGGGCAGUCAGUUCGCCAAUAGUGACCCCUUAAGUGCCUCUCUACAGGUCAGUCGUCUUGAUGCGCCGUCUCGGGAGAACACAAUGCCGGAGAUGUACCUUGGGGAAAGUGGAAACCCGCCUAUGUCUAUACUACGGGAGCAAACUGUACCAGAGGACAAGUUGGUCGAGGGAAGGGAGGCCACUCUCCAAACUCAAGGGGAAGCAACUGAUGAAGCCUCCAAACAUGUAGAAUUCAAAAUGGAUAACGAAAAACCCACUGUAUCAAAGACAACGACCAAUCCAGGGUUUCUCUCCAAUCGUGAACGAUCCCUCACACAAACCUCCAUCGCUCACAUAGGCCGACCCAUCGCCCAGUACACUCACAUAGGAGAUCCUGAUGAAGAAGCAGCUGCAGCUCAACUUCAGAAAGAGGCCAAGGCAGCUGUUGAUAUACAGAGAAUAUGUCGUGGAUAUGUAGCAAGGAAUAGAUACAAGCUGCUAAUUAAAGAGGAUAGAGAGAAAAGGGAAGAUGAAAGGGGGACACAGAAUGCCAACAAUAAAAAAUACAAGGAACAUUUAAAUGCAAAGGCUGAGAUAUAUAAUCGCCCGCCUCGGACGACAGAGGAUAAGGAAUGGACAAACAAGGUGAAAAAGAUUAAGGAUGAAAAGGCAGGAAUACGUCAGAAGAAAAUGGAGGAGCUAGCAGAUCAAAACGCUAAAAAUUUCCACCAGGCGUCCUCAAAGCUCUCAGUCAUUGGACCACAUGUCAACAUAUAUGAAAUCUACCAUCCAAAGCAGGUGGGGCCGACCAAACAAGAGUUGUCCCACUGUGCCACUCACAUACAGAGACACAUCCGUGGCUUCCUGGUCAGGAAAAAGUUUGAAAAGUUAAAGAGAAAGGCUAAGUGGCACGGAACAACAUGGCAGAAGUUAGUUCGGGAUUACAAGGGCACACUGGCACGCUGCCAACGGAGACACGGUGUGGAGCGCGCCAGGACACCUUUUACUUUCAAGGACAUGAGUGACUACAUGGAUAUGAGAAGACGAUAUGAGAGCGUCUUUGAUAAGAAAGCCUACGGUGGAGAGCUAGAGGUUACAGACAUGGAUCAAUUUUUCCGCGAAUGUGAUCUUUAUCCCUCCAGGGCUGAAAUUGACGAGGGCAUUGAUGUUAUCCUACAGGGUCAAAUAAACAAAAGACGCGGGUUGAAGAAGUCUGAAAUGUUAGAGCUAGUCUUCUACAUUUACGUUCCCAAGGCAACGGGUCUGAAGAACACACGCCAGUCAACAUGGAUGAACCCCAUCAUCGACGGGGUGGAGGCUCGUAAACUUCUAGGGUUUUCAUCUUUGUCCAAAAAGGAGUUAUUAAAACUCUCAGGAAGUGAAUUUAUUGAACCAGCUCCCCUAGAUGUGUGUGCCAAGCUUGUAAUUGACUCCAAAAGGGAAAGAAGAGAACGAGAGCGCCAGGAGAUUAAUAAACAGGAACAAGCAAAAAUAGAAGCCAUCAAGGAAUCGGUGAGGGAGCGAAGAGUGAGGUUAAAAGCGCCCGACGAGAUGAGCGACACAGGUAGCACAACAACAGUAGACUGAACAGAAUAAAACGCUGAGCAGACUAAGAAUGCAGCACAGGGGUGUAUACCUCUGAAAAAGGAUUUUAAAUAAAGAACAAAUCCAAGUGUUAUAAGAUUUCCAUUACUUGGUAAUAAUUCGGAAUUUGAUAUGAUCGAAAAUUGGACUGAAAUUUAAAAGAAAUUGAGGAAAAAUGCAGCUGUGUGAUUUUUCUGGUGGCUUUUGACAAUAUGUAAAGAUUAACUGGAAUCUCACUGGAGAAAUUUGUCUACAGUACAGUGUUGGCAUAAACAUGUCACGCUUUGGCAGAAAUUAUGAGUGAGAGGUAAUGAUGAUGAAAAAUUUGUAUAUGCUUGUGUUUUUUGCUUUGAGUAAAUUAGCAUGAAAAUAUCCU
Mizuhopecten yessoensis (Yesso scallop) is the source of this 5995-nucleotide messenger RNA. RefSeq lists its product as uncharacterized. The transcript has 35 exons. Gene Ontology annotation, molecular function: protein binding. NCBI's taxonomy places the organism in Eukaryota, Metazoa, Mollusca, Bivalvia, Pectinida, Pectinidae. The record is from RefSeq and is a predicted model, not a curated record. The coding region runs from base 307 to 5622 and encodes 1771 amino acids.